AUGGCUCCUCUUCGCUGGUUGUCAUUGGCGCUCUGCGGAUGCAUCGCAGCUUUUGGCGCUUCCGACAAUUCCAGCUGCCUGAGGGCUCAGACAGAAUCCGCAGGAUCAGAAGGGGAAUGUGAGCCCCAAUCUCUUCUGCAGGCUCGGACGCACGACGCGCAUCGGAGGCAACUUCUUUCCGGAAGUCGUAGGCGUUCCGGAGGUCAGUGCAAAGUCGGUGCUUCGGUGUCCUGCCCAGCCGGUGGUACUUUGUGUGCAGGUAACCAAUGCUGCCCUGAUGGUACCAUCUGCCCUUCCGCAAACGACAGCUUCACCGGAUGCCCCAUCCCCAAGAAGUCGCAAGACUGUACUAAACCCGGCGGUGGCGACGUGACGCCUGCACCCACGCCCGCCCCAGCACCGCCCAGCAAUUCGGCUGUCACCCUUGAUUGCUCAGGAGACGGAUUCAUCGAAUGCUGGACGUUCUUCACAGCACCAGACCCGACCCACGGCGAUGUCAUUUACGUGGCUGAAAGUGCCGCCAUCGACUUGGGCUUGUAUUCCGUGAAAGAUGGUGUUGUGUACCUGAAGAGCAUCGUGGGUCAGAACGCGCCGGCCAAGAGUAUCAGACUCCAAUCUCGAUCUGUCUACCAG
Messenger RNA from Symbiodinium necroappetens, 633 nucleotides. Lineage: Eukaryota; Dinophyceae; Suessiales; Symbiodiniaceae. The record is from the annotation of a GenBank genome assembly.